Poeciliopsis prolifica (blackstripe livebearer) is the source of this 2079-nucleotide messenger RNA. It is a transcript of the gene noxo1a, whose product is annotated as NADPH oxidase organizer 1a. Gene Ontology annotation, biological process: superoxide anion generation. Lineage: Eukaryota; Metazoa; Chordata; Actinopteri; Cyprinodontiformes; Poeciliidae. Gene Ontology annotation, molecular function: protein binding; phosphatidylinositol binding; superoxide-generating NADPH oxidase activator activity. The record is from RefSeq and is a predicted model, not a curated record.
GACAUCUAUUGCACAUGAUCUAUCCAGCUGUCAUGGGGUCUGAGCGUUUCCCAAUCAACAUCCGUCUUACCGGAGUCCUUCAGAAGGAGAAGAACAAGAUGUACAUAACAUCUGUGCUUUGGUCGGAUCAGAAUGAAAUUGUAGUUUACAGAAGCUUUAAAGAUUUCAGAGAAAUGCAUAAACAGCUGAAGAAGAAGUUUUUCUCUGGAAGUGAAAUGAAAAGAUCUGACAGAAUCCUCCCUAAAUUUCAAAGCAACAAAAUGAAGCAGAAGAGCCAAGGCAAGGGCCUUGAUAAAUCACUGGUGCACCUUAAGCAUUUGCAGAAAUACUGUAAUGAACUCCUGAGGUGUGAUCAACAAAUCUCACAGUCUGCUGACCUGGCAAAGUUCUUGCAACCAAAUGAGAAAGAGCUAAAACCAGAGUUCACCAAAAACAGCAUCCUCAUCAUGCCCUCUGAGGACGAGAUCAGGAGCUUCGACAGACAGGACACCGGCAGUAAUGUGACCCAGCCAUUUGUCACAGAGACCUACCGAUGUAUCGCCCCAUAUGAGACCAAAGACACCAAAAACAAACCUUUCAAAGUAGCUGUGAAUGAGAUGCUUGACGUUCUGAUCAAAGACAAAGCAGGGUGGUGGCUCGUAGAGAACGAGGACAAGAGGAUGGCCUGGUUUCCUGCACCCUACCUGGAGAACCUAGAAGAUGAGGAGGAUGAAGAGGAAGUGCAUGGUAUACCAUCAAGAGGGGCGCUUUACAUAGUUGUCAAGAGCCACAAUUCCAACAUAGUGGAUGAAAUAAGCGUGAACAUUGGUGAAGUGGUCGAGGUCCUGCGGACCCCGGAUAAUGGCUGGUGGUUCAUAAGACACAAAGGGAAAAUGGGCUAUGUCCCAUCUCUGAACCUCCAGCCCCACAUAUACCCUCGGGUUCAGAUGGGGUCUCAGUGUAAUGUCCAAAACUCCUCUUCACUCCUGCCCCCCUCCUUUACCUUACACCACAGCAAUUCCUCUGGCAACCUAGCCCAGCAUCCAAACCCCAGGCCCACCUCCCCCAGCCUCUUCCCAACAGAAAGAGGCUGGUUCAGAGACAGGUCCCAGUCUCUGAACCAGUUGUCCGAGGAGCCUUACGCUCGGCCUGCAGUGAGCCUCCCUGCUCCAGCAAACGACUACCCCGCCUCCACAACAUCUCCGGUGCAAGCCCCCGUUCCAGUCAUCCUGGUGCAGAGUGACGCAGAGCAGGAGCAGAACGGACAGAUCCUCAGAGCGGAGUCGGUGGACAACUAUGAAACCGACAGCUUCAGCGAUGAUGCCCUCAGCCUGAGCUACGGCGCCAACUACAAUCAGCUGCGAUUCUGCCACACGGCACAGCCCAUAGUGUCCAACCACCUCAGCCCAACGAGCAAACCUGAGGGAACUCUGGUACCCAGCGUCUCCGACCCCAACCUCUACAAGGGGCCCCAACCCCCGAAGGUUCCCCCGAGACCGGCCCAGGAGAUUCUCACCCACUGUUCCUCAGUCACCCGUAAGAAUGUGACUAAAAGAAACCCCUGUCACCAACUUCGACUGAGGUAACGGGUCUAUGAAAAUUAAAGCUCUUUGUUAUUCUUAUGCUAUUUUGCAAUAACUGCACACUGGAUUCUUGACUGCCUUGGAACAUAAAAAAACAAUCAGAUAUAUCCUUUCACUUAUGUGAUCAAUACUUUAAUAUAUAUAAAAUAAACAAGUAACCAACAACUGGGUGUAUUUUGUCUGAAUAGCUCUGUGUUUUAAGUUUUAUAUCAACUCAUACCAGAAAAUCCUCUCAUCUGAUAUCUGUACAUAUUACAUUCAGUUAACUGUAAAGAUUAAAUGAAUAAAAUGAUCUUGUGGGUUUAAUACUGAAUGCUUUUGUGUCAUACCUGAAAGAAAAUGUUCAACGCAUGGAGUCUUCACAUGUAAAAACAUUAUAGUGAGAAGAGUCUCAUUUUUUUGAACAUGUUGACUCAUUUUUGUACAUUGUUCUUGGUGAAGUAGCCUGGACCUACUUAAUGAAGUUCUGUAAACAUCAGUUUUCAAUUUUUAAUUAAAGUCUGGACUUUGGCUUUGA